Molecule: messenger RNA, 2277 nt
Organism: Folsomia candida
Lineage: Eukaryota; Metazoa; Arthropoda; Collembola; Entomobryomorpha; Isotomidae
Exons: 4
Coding region: 236-1549 (437 amino acids)
Source: RefSeq, a predicted model, not a curated record
CUGAACUCUCAAACCGCUUUUGCUCAUAAAAAACACCGGCACGCAGUGAGAGUGAAAAGUGAAACUGACACGAGCGAGACUCGAGAGAAGAAUCUUCCUUGAAUGUGUGGAUCGUAGAAACGUAAAAGAUAUCAGAGUUAACCUGGGUCCAGCAAAUGUCAACGUUUCCUUUGUCUCGCUUCACAAUUCUCUUUAAGUAAAAAUUUGUAUUGAUUGUUCUGGUCUGGUUGAAGAAAUGACGGACAACAAGAAUCCAAAGUUUCCAUACAUCGUCCUCCCGAAUUUGUCUUCUGCUGGAGAUGGUGACAAUAUUACUGACGAUUCAUCCAUUGGAGUGAAUAAAGGGUCGAAAACUACAACAACGGUCAAACUACCCCGUGUUGUGUCCUCUCCAGCGCUGGACACUUCAAACGCCAAGAUCAGGUCGACGUCACCUCCUACGUUGCUAACUCCAAGCAAGAAACAACCCCAGUCAACAGGUCUGAGUCGUCAUAUCGCGCUGAGUAAGCAAUUUGCCGGGACGGUGAGUGAAAGCCCACAACUGUCAAACGAAUUCCAAGCCAUCCGCAAAGAAGUUUUGAUGAGGGCACAAUACGAAAUGAGAAAGCCCCCUGCAUCAUUUUAUCCCUCUGCAGUCCCAGAAGAUGAAAUUCCAAACACAAUUCGACAACCUGAAGGAACCAAAAGCGUGAUUGAUCUUCGAACGGGAGACUCCUCCACGAAACUCGACCUGGAAGCACUUUCUCAACUAUUUCCACAUCGAUCCAGACAACUAAAAUCGUCCAGAAUAAAUCUUCAAGCUAAUCAAUCGACGCUAUCGGUAUCACAGUCAAGUUUAGAACCAAAAACUCCUACAAGAAAAUCCACCACGCCAAUUGCUCUCGCUGCGGCAAAAUCAGUCAUGGAGAAAGUGACCAAUUUGUCCUCACCCAACAGUUCAAGCAAUGUUCAACUGGACCAGUUAAAGUCUCGCCUGGACGGUCUCACUGUCCAUAUUAAAAAUCGGGACUGCGAAGUUUCCAAGUUGAAAGAGCAGGUUGUCGAGUUACAGUUGCAGAUUUUAAAGGAGAAGAAAGACGUUGACGGGUCGAAUGAGCUCAUGGAACGCCUCUCCAUAGACAUGGAAUCACUUUCUGACAAGUUGGAAUCUCUCGAAAAUAAAUUGGUCAAUCAGGAAACCAACAUUUUAAACAAAUUGUUACUAAUUGAGGAAAUGGGGACUUCAGACUCGGAAUCGGAGUAUGGAAAAGUGGAAUGUAAGCCGAACAACUGGGUCUCGAGCAGCAGUACGUCUAAUACGACAAUCCCGUCGAAAUCGGCGUCAAAUAUUUCUACUCAUCAGACUCCUGUUCAACCCUUCAGCACGGGAAUCAAUUCUUUAAAGGAGUGUGUCAACUGGGUCCCGAUUGCGCCAGACUUUGACAAAUUGUUGAACGUUAUUGCACUCUUGAAUUUUCGGAUGGACAGGAAUCAGUCAAUGCAGCUGUCGAGAGUUGGAAACGAGGCGACGUUUAAGGCAAAUUGUGAUGAUGUUAAUUACUGUGUUUAAUUUAAUUUUUGCUUUAAAUAAUACUUCAGCACGCAGAUACUAUCCCUCUAGUCAUUUAUAAGAAUGGACUAAUCCUGGGAAACUCUGGUUUCCGAAGUUAUGCGACACUCUCUGUGAUAAAAUUAAUUAACGAAAUGUUCAGUGGAUAUUUCCCCUCCGAGUUGCAUUCUCAGUAUCCCGAUGGAAUCGUGUUUGUUGUAGGACAACUCAAAUUAUUUCUUCCUAUCCUUAAAAAAAUAAAAUUUCAUGCAAGUAUCAUCUUGCAGGUCUCAGAUAAGAGAUCAAUCAUCCACGAACUUUGCCCCGGUUUUAGUGGCCCUGGAAUGAAGUUGAGUGACUCCAAGUCUGCACCGCUACUACUUCCGGGCACUGAACGGUUGUCCGCCCCUCUAAGACAAUUUCUGAAAAAUGAUUUACCAAAGUAGUGCAAACCAUAUUUUUUGUGCUUUAGGCUAUUAUUAUUGUAGUGUUUGGAUUAAUUUUAUGUAUCAAAUUAAGGACGAAUUCUGAGCUGAGUAUUGCAUCCUGUGCUUCUUCCGAUGCGUCGCUUUCUUCUACUUCUGCAUGCAUCACUCUUCCAGAUUUAAAUAAGCUCACUAAAAACCAAAACGGCCAUAAAAUGAUUUGUCUGAAACUAAAAAAUGUUACGAGUGGUACACAAUUUGUGGAAUUAUUUUAACUAAUCUGUAAUUUACCCCAUCUAAAUAAAUAAAUUAUAUUCUAUGAAA